Messenger RNA from Blepharisma stoltei, 830 nucleotides. NCBI's taxonomy places the organism in Eukaryota, Ciliophora, Heterotrichea, Heterotrichida, Blepharismidae. The record is from the annotation of a GenBank genome assembly.
AUGAAAUAUAUGAUUUAUUUUAAUUUGUCUUCAUUGUGGUGUUGUGCCCCAGUAGAUCCAACAGUUGAUUUCCGUCAUAGUCAUAUCGAAGCCAGUGAUGGUUUAUUGUGAACAGACGUUUUUAUACAAGUUGACAGAACGACAAUAUGAGAUAGUGAUUAUCUUAAAACCACAAAAUCUGGAGAAACAAUAUCACCAGAUACUGAACAGUAAUUCUUAUUCAAGAUAUAAAAUAACAAAAGACCAAGGAAACACAUCAGGAGUAGCAAAGAUUUUUUUACCUAGAGAGCCUGGAAACUACGAUAUUUUUUAUAUUCGGGAAGAAAAUUAUCAUGCAAGGAUUUUAGGAAAAUAUAUCAUAAAGCUAAGCCCAAUUCUUAUAUUGUAAUUGCCUGAGAAUGGCGCUAUCUUGCGCCAUCCUCGGGCAAUUAAAAAAUCGCCCCACACUGGGAAUUGAGCCCACGUGUGGGGCCAUUUUGGUGCGUGGAAGUCGAUGUUCUCCACAUACCAAAAAUGGCCCCACACAUGGGUUCAAUUCCCGGUGUGGGGCCAUUUUUGAAUUGCCCGAGGAUGGCGCAAGAUAGCGCCAUCCUCGGGCAAUUACUAUAUCAAGCUUUCAAGAACUUAAAGUUGAAAGAGUCCAUUACCCUCCAUAUCUUCAAGCUUUGCUAAAAAGACAAGGGAUGCUAUUUACAGUUCAGGAAACAAGCAGCCCAGGGAGAAGUGAGUCUAUUAAAAGCAGCGUCAAUCACUCUCAGCUAGUAAUUGAUGAGUACCCAUUUGAAAUAAUUCCAAAAAGUAAUAUGUAUAAUAAAGUAAAUCCUUUAUAG